AUGGCUGUUGGUAAGAACAAGAGAUUGUCCAAGGGUAAGAAAGGCAUGAAGAAGAAGGCCGUCGACCCAUUCGCCAAGAAGGAAUGGUUUGACAUCAAGGCUCCUUCCACUUUCGAGAGAAGAGACGUUGGUAAGACCUUGAUCAACAAGUCCACUGGUUUGAAGAACGCCGCCGAUGGCUUGAAGGGCCGUGUGUUCGAGGUUUGUCUUGCUGACUUGCAGGGCUCUGAGGACCACGCUUACAGAAAGAUCAAGUUGAGAGUUGACGAGGUUCAAGGUAAGAACUUGUUGACCAACUUCCACGGUAUGGACUUCACCUCCGACAAGUUGAGAUCUUUGGUUAGAAAGUGGCAAUCUUUGGUUGAGGCCAAUGUCACUGUCAAGACCGCUGACGACCACGUUUUGAGAAUCUUUGCCAUUGCCUUCACCAAGAGACAGCCAAACCAGGUGAGAAAGACCACCUACGCCCAGACCUCCAAGUUGAGAGAGGUCAGAAAGAAGAUGAUCGAGAUCAUGCAGAGAGAGGUUGCCAACGUUACCUUGUCUCAGCUCACUGCUAAGUUGAUCCCAGAGGUUAUCGGCCGUGAGAUCGAGAAGUCUACCCAGUCCAUCUUGCCUUUGCAAAACAUCCACAUCAGAAAGGUCAAGUUGUUGAAGCAGCCAAAGUUCGACUUGGGCUCUUUGUUGGCCUUGCACGGUGAGGGUUCUACCGACGACAAGGGUAAGAAGGUCUCUUCUGGUUUCAAGGACGUUGUCUUGGAGUCUGUCUAA
Candidozyma haemuli is the source of this 771-nucleotide messenger RNA. RefSeq names its product 40S ribosomal protein eS1 (gene RPS1). The transcript has a single exon. Gene Ontology annotation, molecular function: structural constituent of ribosome. NCBI's taxonomy places the organism in Eukaryota, Fungi, Ascomycota, Pichiomycetes, Serinales, Metschnikowiaceae. The coding region runs from base 1 to 771 and encodes 256 amino acids. Gene Ontology annotation, biological process: translation. Gene Ontology annotation, cellular component: cytosol; ribosome. The record is from RefSeq and is a predicted model, not a curated record.